Molecule: messenger RNA, 592 nt
Organism: Acaulospora colombiana
Lineage: Eukaryota; Fungi; Glomeromycota; Glomeromycetes; Diversisporales; Acaulosporaceae
Source: the annotation of a GenBank genome assembly
AUCGAUGUCUCUUGACGAUAACAUGUCAUUUGUUCCUCGUAGUAGUGGGGUGGAUUGGUUGAUGUCGGUCUCGUAUUGGGCAUCGUCGGGUGUCGGGGCGUCGGUAAGGUCCAAAUUGGGAGUGCCAAGCAGCGUACAAACAGAGGUGCGGCGGCUGAACCCAAUAUACGAUAAACUCUUUCCAACGGCUCAAGAACCAACUACUAAAGCAACUCGUAGAGCUUCCAAAUCGCACAAUCACGCCUUUAUUCAAGUUUACAGCUAUGAUAGUUCUAUCGAUCCUUCCCUUAAGAAAACUUCAGGAGAUUCAUUGGAAUGUGGUGACCACCCCAGCGGUGGUAUCGCUUCAGUAAUGGUGAGGCUGGGGGACGGACUAGGUCUGCGCCCCCAGCCUCUCCAACAUAAAGGCAGCCAACAAGCCGAACAGUCCCCUCAACCAUCCCCGCAACUUCGUGUGUUCGACGUGGCGUCAGUCCUGGGUAACAUCAGAAGACUACGAUUUUAUCAUGCAUCUUCUGCUGAACCUUUGACCGCGAAACUAUGUCCGAAAGACUACGGAGCUCAUCGCGAAACAGAGCUUAUUGUUACUUGA